Messenger RNA from Alligator sinensis (Chinese alligator), 5078 nucleotides. It is a transcript of the gene TOGARAM1, whose product is annotated as TOG array regulator of axonemal microtubules 1. Gene Ontology annotation, biological process: microtubule cytoskeleton organization. The record is from RefSeq and is a predicted model, not a curated record. Lineage: Eukaryota; Metazoa; Chordata; Crocodylia; Alligatoridae. The annotation marks the transcript as partial. The transcript is spliced from 23 exons. Gene Ontology annotation, molecular function: microtubule binding. Gene Ontology annotation, cellular component: cytoplasmic microtubule; cilium.
CUGGCGGCCGGCUUGGCGCCCGCCCUGGUGGAUGGCAAGCGCCGGGUGCGCCAUGCUGCCCUGGAGGCCUUCGCCGUGCUGGCCUCGGCCAUGGGGCCGGGCAACGCCGAGCUCCUCUUCAAGGCGGUGGAUGCCGUGGAGCUGCAGGAGGACGGGGACGGCGUGAUGAAUGCCGUGCAGGCCCGGCUGGCCAGGAAGACCUUGCCCAAGCUGACGGAGCAGGGGUUCGUGGAGUACGCGGUGCCCCUGCCGUCCUCGGCCCACGGGCGGGGAUCCCACCUGCCCCCCGGCGCUGACACGGAUUGGUUGUUGGCAGGCAACAGGACUCAGAGCGCGCACAGUUACUGUGGGGAUUGCACGAGGGGGGAGGCGGCGCCGAACUUGGGCGCGCACGGCCCGUACGCUGAUCAGGGGAUGUGUCCCCGAAGAGUAUUAAGUGCAGGGAAAGGGAAAAACAAGCUGCCUUGGGAAAACGAGCAUGCCGGCUCAGGAAACAAGGCGCCUCUUGUAAAGGGUGUUGAGCAGUUCUCCCCGUCCAAUGAUUUCCUUCAUUCUCCAAAAUUAAGGCCUUCUCAAGGGAUGCCAGUCAGUGAUGAUUUAUUUUUUAGCAGAAAAAGAGCUUCGAGGAAUUUAUUUCAGAAUAGUUUCGAUUUUAACUCUGAGCAUUCUUCCGUUUGUGCUGGUGUUAUUGCCUCUCAGCAGCCACAUAUAUCAGGGAAAAGCGGACAACUUGGAUACUCACAGAUUCAUGGGAAGAGUGGUAGCGUGGAUUCUGAUUUACAGUUUCUAGGAUUAAAUAAUCAUCGGCAAGAUAAAGUUUGUGCCAGCCUAAAUUUUACCAACAAGACCCAGCGAGCUUUUUGCUGCCCUGCAGAGCGUACUUUGUCCUUUUCAGGUUCUAAUGCAAAGCAAGGGACCUUCAUUCUUCCAUCGUAUCCGCUCUCAUCACCCAGAAACAGUCCAAAGCACACAUCCCCUCCUAGUGAUUCUCCAAAGAAGCCUCAAGAGCAUGCCGUUAACUUCUCAAACUCCUGGCCUCUCAAGAGUUUUGAAGGCCUGCCUAAGCCCAGUCCACAAAAGAAGCUUCUCAAUCAAAAGGCAGGAGACAAAGCAGGGGAAACUUUGCAGGAAAAACCUUCUCCAAUACAGCUGAAGCCAGCCUUAGUAAGAUCACCAGCUUCACGGAGAGGCCUGAAUGGGACUAAACCUGUGCCCCCAAUCCCUAGGGGGACAAGCCCAUUGCCUGAUAAAGCUGAGUUAAACACCACAGAACAGAAAAACGAAGAGACUGAGAGUAUUUGGAUGAGUGGAAAUGAUGAGAAACCUACAGUUGAUCUCUCAGAAUUAAGUGUCAGCGAUAAGGAAUUGGACCAGGAAGAGAUGCAGAGCUCUCUUCGGUCUCUACGCAAUAGUGCGGCUAAGAAGAGGGCAAAGCUAAGUGGCAGCACUUCAGAUCUGGAGAGCCCUGAUUCUGCCCUUAAACUUGAUAUGUCUGUCGACUCCCCUUCGCGCUCUUCCUCUCCAAAUGUGAGCUACAGUGAAAGUGGUGUUUACAGCCAGGAAUCCCUGACCUCGCCUGUGUACAUAACCCCUCAGGGAAAGAGGAUUACGUCAGACAUCUUUCCUCUACUUGGCAGCAAAUCGCGACCAGCAAGGCUGUCUUCAGCGAGAAAUAGAUGCACUAACAUAAGAGAACAAAGCCCCCCCAGUGCAGGGAUAACAUCUCAGGAUAAAGGAACUUCUAAUGUGAGCAUAAUUGGCCAGCGUUUGAACUAUGGAAAUGGAUCUGGUGAAAAUGAAGAUGAUAAGCGGAGAGAAGUAUCACCCAGUGUUUUCAAAGGUCAGAACAAAGACCACCAAAGACAUUGUAAACCUACAAAAGUAUUUACAGGGUCAACAUCUAGUUUGCAGCAAGCUAACAACCUAGACCUCAUUUCAUCGAGUGGCCUAUCUGAAGAUUCAGUAGUAGUUGUUGGAAAAGGUGUCUUUGGAAGCCCCACCUCUGCGCCACUAACGUACAGCCAAUCCCUGAUAUCGUGCGUGGAGAACAGUGAUGUCCACUCUCUCAAGCAAGGCAUUGAGCCACCGUCAGGGAUCUAUGGCAGAGCCGUCCAGCAGAGCAGCACGCCUUAUCUUGAUAUUGAAAAUGAAAAAGAUGUCAAAGUUGCUAUGUCAAAGUCUGCCCGGGACAAGAUGAGGCAGAAGAAAAAAGAAGAAAAAGAACAGAACCAUAGAGAGCAUCAGGAAAUGAAAGAACUUGAGGAAAAGGAACAAAAUCCUUGGGAGCAACUUAAACACAGUGGACCGGAGAAAAUGGCAUCAGAAAAUGUAAGUUGUUAUGGAGAUGUGUUAAUGACAUCAAGAAACGAGUCUUUCUCUUUAGAAAAUAUUGUCUUCAGUCCUUCAUUGAAAAGAACACCUAGUUUAAAGAAGAUGCAGUCUUCCAUCUUGCUAGAUUCAGGUGAAACAUCUUCUGGACCAAAAGGACAGUAUAAGGAUCGGACCCCAUCCGUCACUCACAGUCCAGAAAUAAUGGAUCCAUCAGAGCUGCGGCCCUUUUCAAAACCUGAAGUGGCACUGACAGAAGCUUUGCGACUUUUAGCUGAUGAUGAUUGGGAGAAGAAAAUAGAAGGACUGAACUUUGUUAGAUGUUUAUCUGCCUACCAUGCUGAUGUGCUGACUGUGAAGCUGCAUGAGACGAGCCUAGCUGUGGUCCAGGAGGUGAAGAAUUUGCGUUCAGGUGUUUCCCGGGCUGCCGUCGUCUGUUUAGGGGAUUUGUUCACCUACCUGAAAAGGAGCAUGGAUCAAGAACUCGAUAAUACAGUAAAAGUCCUCUUGCACAAAGCUGGCGAAUCCAACACCUUCAUCAGGGAAGACGUAGAUAAAGCAUUGAAGGCAAUGGUCAAUAAUAUGACUCCAGCACGGGCUCUCUGCUCUCUUAUCAGUGGAGGGCAAAGUCACUUGCACACAGCGGUGAGACGAUGUACAGCCCAACACUUAUCAGAUGUGGUGGAACGAAUGGGACCAGGACGGAUACUCUCGGGAAUUAAGGAUGUUACCGACAGGAUUUUCCCUGCUAUUGCCAAGUUUGCACAGGAUGGCUCACAAGAAACAAGGUACUAUGGUCGAAAGAUGCUGUUCAGUCUGAUGACUCACCCGGAUUUCGACAAAAUGCUUGAAAAGUAUGUGCCGUCCAAGGAUUUGCCUUACAUUAAGGAGUCUGUUAGCAAUCUACGUCAAAAGGGCCUGGGAGAGAUGCCUCUAGAUACACCAUCAGCCAAAGGAAGACGUUCUCAUGCUGGGAGUGUUGGACAUUCUCGGUCAUCAUCUACUUCCAGAGAUGCUCUGAAUGUCACUGAAAGGGAGAUUACAGAAGCCCGUGAAAUUAUAAGAAAACCAAUUCCUCGUAACUCUCUAGAAAGUGCAGAGUAUGUUACGGCCAUAACAGGUUUACUGAAUGCAAAAGAUUUCCGUGAUAGAAUUAAUGGCAUUAAGCAACUGUUUUUGGACACCGAGAACAAUCAAGACCUCAUUGUUGCAAACAUUAUUAAGAUCUUUGAUGCUUUCAAGUCUCGCUUACAUGAUUCCAACAGCAAAGUAAAUCAGGUGGCUCUGGAGACAAUGUACAAGAUGAUUCCUUUGUUGAAAGACAACUUAUCACCUGUUAUCAAUAUGUUAAUUCCAGCCAUUGUAGACAACAACCUGAACUCCAAGAAUCCAGGGAUCUAUGCUGCUGCCACAAACGUCAUCCAGGCUCUUUGUCAACAUUUAGAUAAUUCUUUGCUUCUCCAACCGUUUUGCACAAAGGCCCAGUUUUUGAAUGGAAAAGCUAAACAAGACAUGACCGAAAAGCUUGCUGAUAUCGUUACGGAGUUAUACCCACGGAAACCUCAUGCUGUGGAGCAGAAAGUUUUAGUUGUCCUAUGGCAUGUCUUAGGAAACAUGACAAAUAGUGGCUCUCUGCCUGGAGCUGGAGGAAAUAUGCGGACAGCUACAGCUAAAUUAACAAGAGCGCUUUUUGCACAAAUGGGUCAAAGUCUGUUAAUUCAGGCUGCAUCUCAACCCCCACACAUCAAAAAGAGCUUGGAAGAAUUUCUUGAAAUGGCUACCUAAAAUAAAUAAUGUGUAUGUGUGUGCACGUACGUGUGUAAAUCAGUCAAUCCAUAGACUGAGACAGACUGACAACUGUUUACAUGAACGCAAGUGGAACAAUUCUAAAGUUGCUUUUUCACAGUGCCUGCACUUUGCACGUAGAAAACUAGAAUGGCUGCUUUUUCGACAACCCGUAGAACACAUCGCUGUCCUGUACCAGCACACGUACACCAAAUCAGUAUAACACUCAUGAACUCUCUUCACCGGUGUUGCUUGCAGGUCACAUGGAAGUAUCUAACACGUUUAAAGAGAAGUCAGUCCUGCUCAUUUGCACUCUUUAGAGAUUACAGCACAGCACCCUGUAUGGAAUGUAAUAGAUACAAGAUUUGUAAUGAAUAAUAUACUUUUUAUCAUGUAAUCAUGUUCUGACAUGUUUUUCACUUAGCCUUACUUAUGUAAGUGGGGGGGAAAAAAAAACAAAACUCUUGAGUUGUAUAUGGUACCAAGAACAGGGUUUUGUGUGAUAUUUGUGGAAGAACACGUGUUUCUUAAAUCAGUCCACUUAUAUAAUUGUGCAGUAUUAGCUUGCUAUUGCUGUUGUUACAUGGAUGUAACAUUUGCUUGACAGUUGGGCAUAAUCAUCUGCACACUAUUGUAAAAUUUUAACAGGCUAUAAUAAAGCAUGAUGACCAAAAUUUUUAGGAAACAAAUAAUUUUUACAGAAGUACCCAUUUGUCUUAAAAAGAAUUCCAUGCUUUGAAUAUAACUUCCAUAUUUUUGUGUGAAAACACUAAAUUUUAUUGUUCUGUCCGACACUUAAAAUAGUGUUAUCUCUCAGCCCAGCUGUGUAAUACUCAGCAACGUAGUGCCAGGUCUUCUCUAGCUUUCCUCAGAAUUCCUCAGCUCUAAGUACUGUACUCAUUUUAAAAAGAAAAAAAGAAUAUUAUAACAAUAAAUGGAUUUAUUUCUGUAAAGGUGUGGCAGAU